AUGACUCGUAACGACGCUCGCUUCAGCACCUACUCGGGGGCGCCGUCGCUACAACCGUCGUUAGCUGCCACGGUCGAUACCAGCCCCAAUCGCUCGUCCACUCACCAGUACAACUCGCGCUACAGCGAGCAGGCCUUCCUAGCUGCACCCACGAUCAUGGAGAAGGGCGCAGGCAACAUCUACGGCACGUCGAAUCCCACCGCCAUGAACAACAGCUCCCUGUCUCUCCCAGCCAACGAUCCCAAGACAGCCGACCUUCGCUCCUUCGCCACUGUCCUUGACCGCAUGAACGACGAGCGCGUCGAUAGACAGCGGUUCGUUAUGAGUAGCAACAAGAUCGAGGAAGUCAGCAAGAUCGCACUGGGUGCAAAAGUCGACCGCGCGUUGUCGAGGAGAAUGGUCGGCCAGGACGCCGUCUUUCGGCCCAAGAAGGCGCUCACAGAGAAGCGUAGCCUGGCCGUGGAGGCGAAUUGA
Molecule: messenger RNA, 474 nt
Organism: Ramularia collo-cygni
Lineage: Eukaryota; Fungi; Ascomycota; Dothideomycetes; Mycosphaerellales; Mycosphaerellaceae
Exons: 2
Coding region: 1-474 (157 amino acids)
Source: RefSeq, a predicted model, not a curated record